Messenger RNA from Chara braunii, 1719 nucleotides. Lineage: Eukaryota; Viridiplantae; Streptophyta; Charophyceae; Charales; Characeae. The record is from the annotation of a GenBank genome assembly.
GACGGCUCCGACCCUUUGCAACCACCGUGCAGGCCGCUCUUGUUCGUCGCCGUUCGCGCCGACGGAACGCGUCUCGCAGGGUCCAUCGUCCAGUGGGUCGACGAUGGCGAAUACAAUUUCAAGUUUACGUUGAAGAAGCAUUACAGAAGUGAUGGUUCUGUCGACGGCAUCGCAAAGGGAUGCAAGGUUGUCGGGAGGAUGUUCGACGGGUACGGCCGUCGUGCGAUGUCUUUGCCUCACUUUGUCCCGCUAGCGCCGGGGCACGACGAGGCCGUUCACGUCACAGACUUCCUCGAGGUCUGGGCGAAAUCUGGUACCUCUGUCAGUACCAUGGACGUCGGACCUGGAACAUCGAUCAGUGGUCCUGUUGGGUUUGCGGGAGGAGAGUGCUCUGAAGGGGGGAUGGGAGGUCAGGGUGGCCUGCCAGCUACGCCUCCUGAUCAAGAGGUGGGCAUGUCAGACGACUCGGAGGACGACCAUCCUCGUGCUCCUUUGAAACCAGGCUUGCAUGUAUCUCGCCGCCACGGUUUUCUUGGAGGCGGCGAUGGCGAACGGUUGCGACAGGGCUCAGAAUCGACGGCUCCUCGUGGUCUGGUCGAAAGGAUCGGUUCGUUCGUUCGUGGCAUGCAGGUGGCCGAGGUUUUGCCUGGUGAUCGAGCGGGUGGUCCGCAGGUUCGAGAGACAGGGGUGCAGAAGGACGUCGUGUUGCACAUCCAUCCCGAAAGAAUAUUAGCUAUUCCAGACUGGGAAGACGCGUACAACCACCGAUACUUGGACGAGUUCCUCGUUGAUACCAUCGCGUCGGCUAUGAUCGACUGCUACGAACGCAAAGACAUCAGAUACACGAAGCCCAUUUUCGUUCUCGCUCCGAUCGUCGCGCCUCCAGAGAGCGGCGAGCCUGCUGUGCGCGUGCUGCCUGCUGACUUCGACAACUCACACCCGGAGAAAUAUUGGUGUUAUCUUGUGUGUGGACAGCAUAACGCGGGGGCGGCGAUGAUGGUGAAAGACCAUCCCGUCUUUGAUUACUACGACUUCUGUAAAUGGUCGUUCAGACCGAUCUACUUCCCUGACGACGAGUUCGACGGCUACGCCUAUGUCAGCUGCGAAGACAACAUGAAAGACAAGAAGAAUCCACCGCGCUUGCAGGUCUUGUCUAUGCGGGACAUUCGCAAUAUCUGGAAAAUUAAGGGCAAACCGCGUGUGGUGCUCGACAAUGCCUCGAAGAAACAGGACGAGGUGCGAAAGUGGGUGCGGUUCAUGGCGUUAGCAAUGAAGAAGACGCCGUACACGCCUAUCUGGAACCUGUCAACGGAAGUAAAGAAAAGAAAGGAAUGGGCAGAGAAACUUCGAUACUACCUCUCGCUGGCCAUGGAAGAUGACUCCGUCUUCGCUUUGGGGUUGAAGUUCUAUAAGGAGUGGUCGAAAGAGAAACACCUUGCUUCCGACGGCCGGCGUUGGACUGAAAAGCCGCCCACCCAUGAGGAGGUGGCCAAGCCCGGACUCUCCACUGUGACUGACAGCCAGGGUCUGAAAAAACACGUCUGGUACGUGAAGGUGGACGACCUGUCGUUGAAAAAGGACAGGGGGAAGCCAAAGAAAGUCGGGGAGGAGAAAACUUUCUACGUCCAAGUUCCGGAGCCGGAUGUCCACUGCUAGAAGGAAUUGGUGGACUUGACGGACCGCGAGAAGAAAAGGUUGUUGAACGGCGUCUUGAACCUU